CUAUCCGGGCUAAACCAAGACCUGGGGGGUUAUUGAGAGACGGGCUCCACUGAACUGGGGAACUGUGAAGUUGUCAAAUAACUGUAAAAUACAGUAUAACAUUUCGGUCAAAUAAGCUCCUGUCAACGCACUGGUGACGCCAGUACACUUAUAUCACAAGUUAAGCCAUGUCAACCCCGGCUAGAAGAAGACUUAUGAGAGAUUUUAAACGGCUACAAGAGGAUCCUCCAGCCGGUGUCAGUGGAGCCCCAUCUGAAAACAACAUCAUGGUGUGGAACGCAGUCAUAUUUGGCCCUGAAGGAACUCCCUUUGAGGAUGGUACAUUUAAACUCAUUGUAGAAUUCACAGAAGAAUAUCCCAACAAACCCCCCACAGUACGAUUUGUGUCGAAGAUGUUUCAUCCAAACGUCUAUGCAGAUGGAAGUAUAUGUCUAGACAUCCUACAGAACCGCUGGAGUCCCACUUAUGAUGUGUCCUCUAUUCUUACAUCUAUUCAGUCCCUGCUUGACGAACCAAACCCCAACAGUCCAGCCAACAGCCAGGCAGCUCAGCUGUACCAGGAGAACAAGCGGGAGUACGAGAAGCGUGUGUCUGCCAUCGUAGAACAAAGCUGGAGGGACAGUUGACCUGACAAACCUGAAAGCUGCUCUCUCCAUUGUGAAGCUGUGUGUGCUGCAAGUUUUAGUGGAGUACCUCUUUUUUUUGGCCUCCCCACCUUUUUAAUUUCAAGCUUUUAUGCACUUUACCUUCCACUUCCCUUCAUAGAAUGUUUUCCUUGCCCACUGAGAAGGGUUUGUUUUUUUUUUCUAUUCUAUCCCACUUUUCCAGUUUAUCAGGGGAAAUGUGCUGAAUCUUGCCUUGGAUGUUUUGUCAGGAUAGACUUGAGGGCCAUUAACCAAAAAAAAGAAAAUAUAUCUGGUGUGUUCUGACUUGCUGUAAAAAAAAACUCCUCGAGUAAUUAUGUUAAAUGACUCUCAGUUACGUCACAGGUCCGUUUUUUUGUUGUGCACCUGAUCUGUUUUUGUCGGUUUUAUAUUCGCGAGGUCGGUGGGAGAAUGAGCAGCCCGAGGACUACGACUAAAUCAGACAUCCUCACAUCAUGUCUUUUGCUGUGUUGUGAAUUGUUACAUGCAUGACGGAGUGUAUUCACGAUCCUGUUCAGUUCUCAUGUAUAUAAAGAAUCCUGCAACUGAAAUUAUGUACAGAUUUUGCACUGGUUGUUCCCCGUGUCACUUUUCCAGUACUUGUAAAUAAAAAAGGCAAAUUCAUCCUUA
This is a messenger RNA of Mugil cephalus (flathead mullet), 1274 nucleotides long. It is a transcript of the gene ube2al, whose product is annotated as ubiquitin conjugating enzyme E2 A, like. Bases 168 to 626 code for a protein of 152 amino acids. The transcript is spliced from 6 exons. Gene Ontology annotation, cellular component: HULC complex. NCBI's taxonomy places the organism in Eukaryota, Metazoa, Chordata, Actinopteri, Mugiliformes, Mugilidae. Gene Ontology annotation, molecular function: ubiquitin conjugating enzyme activity. The record is from RefSeq and is a predicted model, not a curated record. Gene Ontology annotation, biological process: DNA repair; protein polyubiquitination; proteasome-mediated ubiquitin-dependent protein catabolic process.